CCGCCUGGCGCCGCGCCAGCCCGAUCCGGUUCCUGCGCGCCCACCCCGCGCCCACGGCCGCCCUAGGACAAAAAUGUUAAACUCGUGGACGAUCCUCUACCCUCUGGGAGCUGAUGAGUCGGGGAGAGACAGGCAAUGAAAAGGACUCAAAGCAAUCUGACCGCUCGGUGGUCCUGCAUGGUGACGGCUGUGGUCCCAAACCAACCAGAUGGCAUCAAACGCACUCUGUAAAGUGGGAGAUGGGGAGGAGGCCGUGCUGAAGAAGGAAAACCUCAACCUCGUGAGUGCGCUCGACCAGCUGCCGAAGCCCUUUCUGAACCCCAAGUCCAUGAACCGCACCGUCACUACCAAAGGACUCCCGCUUUCCUCAAGAGGCAGCUUGGUUAACUUCUUGGAGGAAGACACCAUCAAUCUUGUGAAGCCCAUGCCAACGGAAGAUUCUGAAUAUAGCUCCGAUGACACCAGCAUCACCCCCAUGUCGUCCACCUUGAUGAACCCCGUCAAACUGGCUGUGACCCAGCCCAACAGCAGCUUCUUUGCAGGCAUGCUAGAGGGCGAGCUGAACAAACUCAGCUUCCCCUCCAUAGCCAAGAAUACAGACAAGGGGGACCUGGCCCUCUGCCCCCACCCCUGCAAGUCCCAAAUGACCCCUGGGGGCCUGCUGGACCUGGACAACCCUGCGCUGGACACAGACACCUCCUCCACACGCUCGGAGUCCUCCGUGGUCCUGGACACGCCGGAGGCCCCUUUCAUCUGUGAGCACACGGUCAGCGACUCCACGGCUGUGAUUUCCUGGACCUAUGCCUUGGGCAAGCAGCAGGUCAGUUUCUACCAGGUGCUGUUACAAGAAGUGGCCAAGAAAACAGAUGACAAUGACUCACCCAAGGCAAAGAACCGCCCGUGGAUCUUCAACAAGAUCUUGGGCACCACGGUCAAGCUGAUGGAGCUGAAGCCCAACACCGGCUACUGCCUCACCGUCCGUGCAGCCAAUACAGCUGGGGUGGGGAAGUGGUGCAAGCCCUACAAAGUGAGCCUGGGAGAAGAGGGGCCCGAGGUCCAAGUUUGCAACCGUGGCCACUGACUUCAACAGCUUUCCUGAGAACAACCCCAUCCAGAUCACCGUACAACGCCGGGAGCCCCAGCGGAAAACCGUGGCCAUCACGGUGGAGGAGAUGCGGAGACUUGAAGACCUGGAACACCUAUUUCCCUACUAAGGGGAGGCCACAGGAUGCCCCUCACCUCCUUCAGCCUCAGCCCGGGGCCCUCAGGAACAUGAGACGCACUGUACCACGGCACCAUGCCAGAGAACCUCGGACUACCCUGCCGGCCCGGUGGUGCCACAACCCCACUCCGGGCUGCAGCUGAGGCUAGAUGGGGGCCCCAUUCGCCUGGAGACAUCUCAGGCCAGGCUCAGCCACUGCCCACAGCUGUUACACUCCCUCCUUCCCCAAAUCUGGGCUGGGUCCAGGUUCCUCAUUAAAGAACUGCAGGUCAUCCAA
Molecule: messenger RNA, 1499 nt
Organism: Oryctolagus cuniculus (rabbit)
Lineage: Eukaryota; Metazoa; Chordata; Mammalia; Lagomorpha; Leporidae
Source: RefSeq, a predicted model, not a curated record